This is a messenger RNA of Pyrenophora tritici-repentis Pt-1C-BFP, 1982 nucleotides long. RefSeq names its product RibA, GTP cyclohydrolase II. The record is from RefSeq and is a predicted model, not a curated record. Gene Ontology annotation, biological process: riboflavin biosynthetic process. Gene Ontology annotation, molecular function: GTP cyclohydrolase II activity. Lineage: Eukaryota; Fungi; Ascomycota; Dothideomycetes; Pleosporales; Pleosporaceae.
ACGUUGCUUUCUCUAACCCUUUUUUCCUCUCUUUUCCUGCAUCUUUUGAGAUCCCAUCAGCGUUGUGCGAGGAUUGAGCUUGUGCUUCUCCUACUUCCACAUCACCCCAUCAAUCGUGUGUCUUCGUCUAGCCUACACCAGAGCUCACCGUCUUUGUUCAAGGUGUCGGUUACACACAGCAAAGGAAUUGUCAAACGUCUUCUAACAACUCGGAAUCUAUACGAUUUUGCAUGAAAUCCACCUUUACUCAUCAUGUCUACCGAAACCCCCACCAGCGAUGCUGUCCUUAAGGAGAUCCUCGAAGGGCUCAAGGCCCUCCGGGCCGAGAACUCCUCACUUGCAGCUUCUAUUGAUAAGAUCAAUGGACGCGUAAAUAUGCUGGCUGGUAUCAAGCAGAUCAAGGACGAGGCAGCAAAUGAAGCUGCCAAUGGUGCUCUGAGCAAGGACAAGGCGAGCGAAGUGCAGAGAGAGAAAACCGUAGAAGCUGUUAGCGAGCAGUAUGAGCAGCCACCUGAAAGUGCUGAUGCUCCUCCACGUCGUACAAGUGUGUCAAAGUUCUCAAAGAUCAUCUUGACCUCGUAUCCGGGUCAGGCAGGUGUCGAUCCAUUGCCCAUGGAAUGGGGCGCUAAGGACCCUGCUGUUCGUGGCCCUGUCGUUGUUUCCAGACAUCCGAAUACUAUUCGUAGGCGUAAUGCUAUUGGUGCUCACGGGGGCUCUUACUCCAUCUACAACGCUCUUGCCGUAGCAAGCAAGAACUUGGACAUCACUCACAAGCCCGACUUCACCAACACGGAGCCGGCCGCAAAGAUUGGGCCUUUCCCCCAAUGGAGCGACGGGAAGAAGAUCGUGGCAAUGGAUCCGUAUGGUCAUCUUGCGCCUUGGCUGUACAAGGAGUCCAUGGACAAGGAUGAUGUCGAAAUUAGACCUACCAUUGCCAUCACAAGAGCACACAUGAAGUUGCCCGAGCUCGAAGAGAGUGUGAGGAAGGGGCGUCUCGUGCCGGACGGCAAGAUCUGCAUCAAUGAAACGGGCGAGGUCGCUGUCACAAAGGUCGCGGUUGAACCCGUGUGGUACCUUCCAGGAGUAGCUGAACGCUUCAACAUUGACGAGGGAACUCUGCGCCGAACACUGUUUGAGGAGACUGGUGGCUCCUAUCCAGAGCUCAUUACCCGUCACGAUAUCAAGCUCUUCCUCCCACCCAUCGGCGGUUUGACCGUCUACAUUUUCGGUGACCCAGCAAAGAUGUCGGACCCCAACUCCAGACUCGCUCUCCGUGUUCACGAUGAAUGCAAUGGAAGCGACGUCUUCGGCUCCGAUAUCUGCACAUGUCGUCCAUACCUGACCUUUGGUAUUGAAGAGGCCGUCAAGGAAGCGCAGAAGGGCGGCAGUGGUGUUGUCAUCUACUUCCGUAAAGAGGGUCGCGCUCUUGGCGAGGUGACAAAGUAUCUCGUCUACAAUGCCAGGAAGCGGGGAGAAGACCGCGCUAGCGAGUACUUCAAGCGAACUGAGAAUAUUGCUGGUGUCAAGGACAUGCGCUUCCAGGCUCUUAUGCCGGAUAUUCUUCAUUGGCUCGGCAUUACAAAGAUUGACAGGAUGCUGAGUAUGUCCAACAUGAAACACGAUGCCAUUGUUGAGCAAGGCAUCCCCAUUCACGAGCGUGUGCCAAUUCCCGACGAUAUGAUUCCGGCUGACAGCCGUGUCGAGAUUGAUGCUAAGAUCCAGGCCGGUUACUUUACGACUGGUCACGUCAUGUCCAUGGACGAAUUGGCAAACGUUAAGGGUCGUGGUUGGGAAGACAUUGAUCACUGAGCAAUGGCAACCUCCGUUGUAAGCGAAGCAGCUGCAGCAGAAGCAGGGCAAAAGCAGGUCAUCUGAACUGCGACCUUGCAUGCAAUCGGUGCGGAGUAUGUACUGAAAGUCAACAUAUGCCUUGGCUACUGCGGUGAUAAGAGCAGUACGAAUACCAAUACAGUAAAACGAUU